This is a messenger RNA of Prosopis cineraria, 1463 nucleotides long. RefSeq names its product FAD synthetase 1, chloroplastic-like. Gene Ontology annotation, molecular function: FMN adenylyltransferase activity; protein C-terminal S-isoprenylcysteine carboxyl O-methyltransferase activity. Gene Ontology annotation, cellular component: endoplasmic reticulum. Gene Ontology annotation, biological process: C-terminal protein methylation; riboflavin biosynthetic process. The transcript is spliced from 6 exons. The coding region runs from base 48 to 1328 and encodes 426 amino acids. The record is from RefSeq and is a predicted model, not a curated record. Lineage: Eukaryota; Viridiplantae; Streptophyta; Magnoliopsida; Fabales; Fabaceae.
CGCAGUUUUCGGAUGCAACGGAAGUUGAGUGAAGCAGAGAGCCUCCAAUGUUGCUUGGUGGUGGCUCUCGAAUUUCACAUCAUCUCCGAGAAUGCGACCUCCGUUUCCACUUGAGCUGCAGAUUUCGUUACUACAGUUCCCAAAUUGUACAGCUUUCCUUCCCAUCGCCUCUGAAUUCUUCUCUGCCAUGUCUUGAAAAGCAAAUCAGACUGUCUUCAUCUUCGUCGUCAUCGUCAUCAUCUUGUAUUCCAGCAUUCCAUCCGAGUCUUUUGAUUGUUUCAGGAAGAAAUACUCUUGGACUCCAAUUAUGUAUGAUAGAGUUACAAAUUCCAAUUAUUCACCUGCUAUCUAUCUUCAGUGGAGACUGUUCUUGUAUCCCAGUAGUUCAGAGCCCUCACAUUGUUUGUGUGAAUUUGAAAGAGGUGAUUUAUCGUAAGCUUUUACACAUUUACCAAAGAGAGGAUGAUCAAGAAGUUAUCUCCGAUGGAUUAUCACCAAUAGCAGGAGGAGUUGUAGCAUUGGGAAAGUUUGAUGCAUUGCACAUUGGUCAUCGAGAGCUUGCCAUUCAAGCAUCAAGGGCUGGGCCUCCAUUUCUUUUAUCAUUUGCUGGAAUGGCUGAAGUACUUGGCUGGGAACAAAGGGCUCCUGUAGUUGCCAAGUGCGACCGGAAGCGAGUGCUGUCUUCUUGGGCUCCUUAUUGUUGUAACAUGGUCCCAAAAGAGUACCAGGUUGAGUUUUCAAGGGUGAGACAUCUCAGUCCUCGUCAAUUUGUUGAGAAGCUAUCAAAAGAGCUCAGAGUUCGUGGAGUUGUUGCUGGCGAGAACUACCGAUUUGGGUAUAAAGCUGCUGGGGAUGCAUCAGAAUUGGUAAAGCUGUGUCAGGAAUAUGGUAUGGAAGCUUACGUAAUAAAGUCUGUUAUGGACAAGAAUCAAAACUCUGCAACUUUUAGUACCAACAACCCAAAAGAGAAAGGACAAGUGUCGUCUACUCGUGUCCGGCAGGCUCUUGCUGUAGGUGAUAUGAGAUAUGUCACAGAGCUUCUAGGUCGACAACACCGUGUCGUAUUGAUGGCCACUGAUCCAGAAGGAUUUAGCGUUGGUAAUUUCAAGUUUUCUGCUCCUAAAUCCUGCUUGAUGAAUCUUGCACCAAAGGAAGGUUUAUAUGAGAAUUGUUAUCUUUUCCUUGAUCAAGACAGUGUAGUGCAGUGUAGAAUAGUUGUUGACACCGAGUUUGUGCAUGUAGAAAUAGCUGACUUAGGUUUGAGUGACAAUGUCAGGACUCAACAUUUUCAGUUGCUGCAAAUUGAAUUUGCUGGUUCCAGUUCUUGAUUCUGUUGAAAAUUUAGCAUUUUAUGCUCAAUUUGACUUAGCUAUGGUAUAGUUGUAUCAUAUUCCCAAAAUUAUUGGGAUUCAACUGCUUUAUAUGUCAUGAAGCUGAUCAAAGUAGCUAUGGUUUAAGGUUCA